This is a messenger RNA of Asparagus officinalis (garden asparagus), 1078 nucleotides long. Its product is annotated as RNA-binding protein 1-like. The record is from RefSeq and is a predicted model, not a curated record. Lineage: Eukaryota; Viridiplantae; Streptophyta; Magnoliopsida; Asparagales; Asparagaceae. Gene Ontology annotation, molecular function: mRNA binding.
GUAGCAUUCCCACCGCCUAGGGCUCAUCCCCGGUCUUUUCUCGUUCCUCUCUCUCGACUUCAAUCUCCUCUCUCUUUAUAUCGUUGCAAUUAUUAGGGUUAGGGUUUUGGAUCAGAGAUGGCCGAUGGAUACUGGAGGUACGCCGCUGACCCUAGGUACCAAGCGGCGGUUGCGCCUCCUCCGGCGUCCGGGGCGGCUGCUGCAGCGGCUCCAUUGAAGCGUCCUCGCUCAGAUUAUCCAGAUGCACCUGCUGGUUCAGAGAUGCUUGCAUACUAUCCUCGCACCGAAGAGAGGGCGGGGCACAGUUCCAUCAGAGACACUGAGACCAUAAAUGCAUCAUAUGAUCGUUAUUUAAGGAAUGGGGUUUCUUCUUUUGCUGCUUCUGAUCCUGUUAGGCCUUUACCUGGAGGAAUGCCUGCUCCUGUUCGUCCAGGUGAUGACCCACGGCUGGUGGCUAUUCCAGGCAUGGAGGGUCUUCCUGCAAAUUGCACACGCAGGGAGGUUUCUCACAUUUUCCGACCUUUUGUGGGAUUCCGAGAGGUUAGACUUGUGAACAAGGAAUCUAGACAUGCUGGAGGAGACCCACUUGUGCUUUGCUUUGUUGAUUUUGCAACCGCGAACCAAGCUGCAGUUGCUUUGGAAGCUUUACAAGGUUAUAAGUUCGAUGAACAUGAACGAGACUCAGCCAACUUGCGGCUGCAAUUUGCUCGCUUUCCAGGUCCGAGGUCAUCUGGUGGACCUCGUGGUAGACGCUGAAUCUUUGGGUGGUUUUUCACGUCAGGUCUGGUUGAAUCGUGGAGGUUUCUGUGAGCAAAAGAACUUACUCAAGUAGGUUGCGCGUGGUGGCUUUUCUAAUUUGAUUAGUGAUCUGGGAGCAGUGCGAAAUAGGCUUUAGAUUGUUAGAUAUUACAGCCUAUCAUCUAUGUUAUCCGUCAUCGUAAAACUAUCUGGUUGUUUUACCCUUUGUUACCUAAAACAGACUUAUAGUACUUAAACUUCAGUCUUUCUAUGUGGUGUAAGAUCUAAAAACAUCAGUUGGUAUUUAUUUGAGACUUGUUAAACUUUCAGUUUUGCUGUA